Lobosporangium transversale is the source of this 1100-nucleotide messenger RNA. RefSeq lists its product as hypothetical. The record is from RefSeq and is a predicted model, not a curated record. NCBI's taxonomy places the organism in Eukaryota, Fungi, Mortierellomycota, Mortierellomycetes, Mortierellales, Mortierellaceae. The transcript has 8 exons. The coding region runs from base 20 to 958 and encodes 312 amino acids.
CAUUUAAUUUACUAAAGCCAUGUCAACAUCAUUUAACCACAGGCUCUUGGAGCUGGAGGAAGCUUCUCGCCGAUUGGCAUCUGCAGAUUUUUCAGCGCCGCGGUUUUAUACAUCGCUUUUGCUGGAGAACCAAGCAGUUCCUGUUAGAAACGCAAAGACGUAUGAGCAAAGCUUAUUUACUACCAAUCCAAUUGAAACUAUGAGAAAUUUAAGAACAAGGGAAAAUAUGGAUGAUUUCGAGUCAACAAUGGAAUUAGCUACUUCCUUGAAUGAGAUAUGCCAGAAUGAAUACGUGUAUGAACAAUUGGAAGAGAUAAGCAAUGCACACGUAGACGUUCUAUCCUCUAUUGCCAGACUCUCUUCUAGACUUGCAGAGCUACAAGGAUCAAAUUCGGCAAAUGAUACACAGCAGUCAGGACCAGGAUGGCAGGAAGGUGAUGAAAUCAUGGCCGAUGUAGAGCGCGAAGAAGGAGAGAUCUUUGCAUUGGAGCAAAUGUUAAGCGAGAAACGGCAGCUGCUUAAUCAAAUGCAACAGGAACUGGAUGGAUUUGCGAGUCUUUCAGAAAUGGAGCUGAUGCAAUAUGAUAGCGCUACACAGGAGGAAGAUCCAGAAACGAAUACAGAAAUUGCGGCAAGCAAGCUUGAGAUUGAAAAACUAAACCAUAGAAUUCAAGAACAAAGGUGGCAAGAAAAGGAAUUGGUCGACAUGUAUGAGAACCUAGUUUGCGAAAGUAAUGAGCUACUUACGGCGCAACAAGACGCAGAAGCACUAGCUAAAGAGGACUCGAGCCCACAGUUUGAAGAGCUAAUGCGGCUAUAUGAAAAGGUCACGAUACAGGAGGGUGACACUUUAAUACUACCAAAAGGAGUCCAGGAAGCAUACUUGAAACUAGAACGACUCUUGGAUGGUCUAGAGAGAUGUCAACGGCACAUUGUGAUGUUAGACGUACUAGAGUAAGCUUACUUCCCCUAAUCAAGUUCACAUCUAUACACCUAUCUCUCUACUCGCGAUGGAAUAUGCAAGUUCAUUUCGUUUUCCUUGUUUCCUAGGCAAAUUAGCAGAUCGUUAGUUGAAAGCUGCGCUGAUCCUAAAGCCCCAG